UUCUUGCCAUUAGACGACGAUGCUAAUCGGAAAACAGUGUUUCCAUACUUCCUUCUAACCCUCCGGCUGGCUACGGAAUAGAAGACGGGCCUGCUCUGCCUAUCGAGGCAAUGUGGCUUGGUCUCAUCAAGGAUAUCCGGAUGCGGUACAAGGGAGGAGAGCAGGAAGCUUGGUCUCGUGUUCAAUGGUUCUUUUCAGCAGCCGACGUUAGGAAUACUACACAAAACUUUGAUACAAGCCAUCUAGGCGAGAAUGAAAGACUGUUAUCUGAUCAUUGUGAUCUAGUCCACGCAUCUACGUUGGAUGAUGUUGUUCCAAUGAGAUGUUUCAACUUUGAUCCAACUUACAUUUCAUCCGUCGAAAAGAAUACAACGCUGCAGCAGAUGUUCACCCAGAAGCAAAUUCGUGCCGCAGGUAGCCGAACGGAAAAUGGGUCCAUAUAUCCCGACAUUUACUACCGAUAUGGAAUCAAGCCCAAGGUCUCCCAGUUUAAUUGCUUCAGCCCUCAAGUGUCUUCAAGUUCUUCGCGUUCUCGCUCAUCCUCCCGGUCCAAAUCUAAUAGACGACCCGCUCCUAUUUUAAAUACUAACGUCAGUUCAAAAUCACAGCAACACCAAGACACAUGUCUCUCCCAGUCCUCAUACUCUCCUCCAGAUUCCGAACGGGCGCGAAGGAUAGGUCGGCAAGUUGCAGACCUUGUACGCGAAGCGCACAUCAUAUUAGAAGACGGAAUCACACAAAUCCUCAAGUCUGCAUCUGAAUCCAAACUUACGAACGAGUUCAAAAAAAAUUUAACCCAGUUUGGUGACAUGGCCAGAACACCUCGAAAUACUGCACGGACAACUCGAGCCAGAACCGGAACCUUCAAUGCAGAUUCUGACAUUCCGGAGUCAGCCACACGAUCGUCCGAAGAUCUGAAUGUGGCACUCAACAAGACAGCCAAUCAGCUUGCGUCUAAAAUGCAAGAAGCCGUACUUUUGGAGGAUACAUUAGCAAUGCAUAUCUGUGCGCGAGCGCAGUGUACUGCACCGCGUGGUAAGGCAUGGCAUCGGUCAUGCUUGAUUCGGGAUCAAGCCCCAAGUGAGAAAGGAGUUGAAGGAGGUGCUGAGGAUCUCGCUGACAAAGACGAAACGUUGCUACAUCUCGAAAGCUGGAUCUUACGAGAUGCGCGCCGUCGAGGGCGAACACAUUCAAUCUCCUCCCCAAGCUUUGAUCAUGUGAUGGCUCGAUGGAAAGCGAUGGGUCAUUCACGACAGCUGGAAGUAGAGAGAAUGCUUCAACUGCUAUGUACCAUCCCACCUGGCUAUGAGCAUCCCAGUAUUGGCAAUGAAGGUAUGUAUGAAUUCCCUAUUCUGUUCGCUGUGGGAAUUCCCAGCAUUGCCAAACCCUCAGCUGAGGGUAAAUCUGCGGCUAGCGGAAAGCGGAAAGCGCGUACUAGUGAGCAAGAGGAGUUGGAAGUAUCCGCGGAUUUGUUGGAAGUUAAUCUGGAUAAAGGUUCCAAGUCACCAAAAAAACAGCGACGCUCUCUUCGUGUUUCGGAUGCAGACAAGUUGAACAUUGAGCCGGAGAGCGCUCCUCGAUAUUCAAAAGAUGACGACGAAGAAGACUACAUUCCCCGAAUAAUGCAUACUCUCUCGUCACUGCUUGCCCCAGAAUUAAUAUGUCUUGCGAGUCAGCCUAUGGUUCGCGGUGGAGUACCUUCGAUAUCUUCUCUCUCUUCUCGGAAUCAUUCUCUUGCCUUUGCCGGAACUAGUCCGAUAUUCAGUUCAGAGUCUCUGUUUGGCGAAGCCCUCCGAACAACGAUCACUGGUAAUAUAUCUGAAGUCGCUCGCGCCCGGAUUGCAGUGUACAAGGCCUUGGAUGAGAUGAGUCUACAACCAAAAGAGCCCGGCUCCAGUUCUGCAAUUGAUGUUGAUAUCACAAAGAAGGAGCCAUUGAUUGUGCCGCAGGAGUGGUCAGAGUACGUUUCUGAGUUGGAAGGCAGAGAGUGGUUGUUCGAAUUGUUUGACAGUGCGAGUACAUCGAAACAAAGAGAGAAGCGAUUUGUGUCCUCAAAGGACAAAAUUCGAGAGACGGUGCUUACUCGCACGCAUAAUUUCCUACGCCAUUGGCAAGCUCAUAGACGAACCAUGAUGCUCUGUCCUACUUGUAAAUUCGAUAUUUGAAACGUCUUUCAUACUCACACCUACUUUUACUUUUGUGAAUCUUGUCGUUUACAUACAUA
This is a messenger RNA of Lentinula edodes (shiitake mushroom), 2224 nucleotides long. RefSeq lists its product as uncharacterized. The record is from RefSeq and is a predicted model, not a curated record. The transcript is spliced from 4 exons. Bases 111 to 2165 code for a protein of 684 amino acids. Lineage: Eukaryota; Fungi; Basidiomycota; Agaricomycetes; Agaricales; Omphalotaceae.